GGCGGGCGAUGCGGCUCCCCGCGUCCCGCUGAGCGAGGCCGCGCUGCUCCGCGCCGGGGCAGGGGGGGCUGCCCGCGCCCUGCGCUCGGCCUUUACCCCCCUCCCCCCCCCCCCAUCCCCCCGCCACCGCUUCUUAUACCUUUUUUUUGUUGUUUUUUUUUUAGCUAUUUGGUUUUAUUUUGUUUUGUUUUAUUUAAUUGUCUUGGCUGCUAUUUGAUUUGAUUUUUAUCUCCCUUCUCCUGGGGAAAAAAGAAAAAAAAAAAGCCUCCGCUUCCUACACCGAUCCCCCCAGCGGGCUGGAGAGGCUGAUGCGGCCGCUAAGGGAGAGGAUAGUGGUUAAAGCUCGAGCUGGAUGGAUGGGUAUGGGGAGAGGGGCAGGAUCCACAGCCCUGGGACUUUUCCAAAUCCUCCCUGUCUUUCUCUGCAUCUUCCCUUCAGUGACGUCUCCAUGCAAGAUCCUCAAGUGCAACUCUGAGUUCUGGGCGGCCACGUCGGGCUCCCACCACCUGGGCACGGAGGAGGUGCCGGAAUUCUGCACGGCGCUGCGGGCCUACGCGCACUGCACCCGCCGCACUGCCCGCACCUGCAGGGGGGACCUGGCCUACCAUUCGGCUGUGCAUGGCAUAGACGACCUCAUGGGGCAACACAACUGCUCCAAAGAUGGCCCCACAUCCCAGCCCCGCCUCCGGACAUUGCCUCCUGGGGAUAGCCAGGAGCGUUCUGACAGCCCCGAAAUCUGCCACUACGAGAAGAGCUUUCACAAGCACUCAGCCGCCCCCAACUACACCCACUGUGGGCUCUUUGGGGAUCCCCAUCUUAGGACUUUCACGGACACUUUCCAAACCUGCAAGGUGCAAGGGGCUUGGCCGCUCAUAGACAAUAACUACCUGAACGUCCAGGUCACCAACACGCCUGUGCUGCCUGGCUCCACAGCCACUGCCACCAGCAAGCUCACCAUCAUCUUCAAGAGCUUCCAGGAGUGCGUGGACCAGAAAGUGUAUCAGGCAGAAAUGGAUGAGCUCCCCGCUGCCUUCGUUGAUGGCUCCAAGAACGGUGGGGACAAGCACGGAGCCAACAGCCUGAAAAUCACCGAGAAGGUGUCGGGCCAACACAUCGAGAUCCAGGCAAAGUACAUCGGUACCACCAUUGUGGUGAGGCAGGUGGGCCGGUACCUCACCUUUGCUGUGCGCAUGCCAGAGGAAGUGGUCAAUGCCGUGGAGGACCGGGACAGUCAGGGCCUCUACCUGUGCCUCCGGGGUUGUCCACUCAACCAACAGAUUGACUUCCAGACCAUCCGCUCGGCUCAGGCCACAGAGGGUCGUGCUCGGAGGAAGGGCCCCAGCCUGCCCGUCCCUCCUGAGGCCUUCACCUACGAAACGGCCACAGCCAAGUGCAGAGAAAAGCUGCCCGUGGAGGACCUCUACUUUCAGUCUUGUGUCUUUGACCUCCUCACCACCGGGGAUGUCAACUUCAUGCUGGCUGCUUACUAUGCCUUUGAGGAUGUGAAGAUGCUUCACUCCAACAAAGACAAGCUGCACCUCUAUGAAAGGACACGGGACUUGGCCCCAGGCAAUGCAGCUCCCUCGCAGAUCCCCUCUGCCCUCUGGGUAGCACUGCUGUGUUUGAGUCAGUUUUGGUUGUGCUUCUUAUAGAGGUUUGCUCCUUCACACCUUGGAGCACAGGGAAAGGGGAGCAGGAGGGAACCAGGGAUGAGAUGGCAGUGCUGGACAACAGAAGGUUGGAUAUUGGAGCCACACAAGUUGUCCUCAGACCUCAGCCCCUCUCUUUGGUACCAGGUCCUUCACCUUCCCAGCUCUUGCCUGGGAAGAACAUGCUGCCGAUGGGGCCAGUCAGGAGUUUUUGCAGGACUAGACCUUGUCUGGACCUUCCUCACCUCUCCCUAUCCUUCUCCCAGUAGUGUGGAUGUUGAGGAGCUCUUACCUCCUUGCAGUGCUCCCCCAGGUCCCAAAAAUGCAUGUGGUGACUGACACUGGCAGGCAUCAACAUGGCUUUGUCUUGAAGAGCAAAGCCUGCAAGAAAGGUGCAGAGCAACACGAUGGGGCCAAGCCUGGCCAGCACAGCAGGGCCAUGCUCUGAUUUUCUGGGUAUGUCUUGCUUCAUCCCACAGAAACUGGUGGGUGCAAGGGGCUGAAAUGGUGGUGCAUAGUCCAACUCUUGCCCAGCUGCCAGUGCCAGGCAUCUUCUGGGUGGAAGGAUGACACGGUCCUCAAGCCUCAGCUUGCAUUUACUCUGGUGCAAAGGGCAUCUCCUAUAUCAGCCGGUUCAUUUGGCUGAUUCACUCUGUAGUUGUAUUCCUGGCUCCCUUGUCUCUGCUUGGACCCACUGAGGACUCUUGAUGGCAACGGGAGAAACCUGGCCAGUAUUCAAGCGGUUUCUACAACUUCUGCCUGGCGUUGGAUGAAUUCCUCAUGCCAUUUGCCCUCUGAUCUCCUCUAAAACUGGCAGCAGGGAGGCUGCUCAGUGGGAGACCUGAUCUGCACCUCCCUCCAGUCUUGCACCCACUCACCUGCCGGUGGCUAGACCAGACCCUUGUGUAUGGAGCAGGAGCAUCACGCUCUGUUUGUUUGCUGCUAGGUCUCUGCUCUGCUUCCUGUCCUGGGGCCGGGACUUGCAACCCCAUUGCAGACCAGUUGCACCUUAAGCCCUUCUGGGCUUGAAUCAGAAAUGGGGCAAUGUUAGAAAUCCAGCCAGGAGAUGGGAUGCAGCAGAAGACCCACCCCCCACCCCCAACUGCCUCCAAACAUCUGUUCCUGCCUCAAAACCAUCAAUAAUUGUCUUCCCCCACUACACUGUGCUGCCCAUCUCCUCUCCAUGUUCCUCUGUGGUUCACCUCAUUGUUCACUGAACAUACAGCAAGACCACCUUUGGCCUACGUCUUGGAGACCUCCUGAUGGGUUUCCUCUCCUUUCCUCAGGGGGAAGUUCCCAGAAACAAGCCCCAAAAGAUGUGUCACUCUUGGGGGCACCUCCUGUUCUCAAGGGAGGUCUCUGGGCAUGAUGAGACAAGCUAGCACCAAAAGAGGUGGGAACAGGCUAUAUUUGGCAGUCUGAACUGGUGUCAAGAGGCAGCCUGGUGUAAAUACUCAACGUGACUUCAUUGUGUCCUAACAGCUCUCGAGCUCCAUUUGUAAAGCAGCAGAGAAAUGCAAAACUGUGUCAAUGGAUGUAAUUUAUGUUGUCUCUUUAAUAUAUAGAGCCCUGGCAUUGAUCUCGUGUGACUGUACAGAUGAAGAGAUGUAAUUGUUUUUUAAAUGUUUAAGGAAAACAAAACAAAAAAAAAAA
Calypte anna (Anna's hummingbird) is the source of this 3302-nucleotide messenger RNA. RefSeq names its product repulsive guidance molecule BMP co-receptor a (gene RGMA). The record is from RefSeq and is a predicted model, not a curated record. The coding region runs from base 309 to 1652 and encodes 447 amino acids. The transcript is spliced from 4 exons. Gene Ontology annotation, biological process: BMP signaling pathway. Gene Ontology annotation, cellular component: plasma membrane. Lineage: Eukaryota; Metazoa; Chordata; Aves; Apodiformes; Trochilidae. Gene Ontology annotation, molecular function: coreceptor activity.